Drosophila biarmipes is the source of this 1403-nucleotide messenger RNA. Its product is annotated as serine protease inhibitor 42Dd. The transcript has 4 exons. The coding region runs from base 124 to 1305 and encodes 393 amino acids. The record is from RefSeq and is a predicted model, not a curated record. NCBI's taxonomy places the organism in Eukaryota, Metazoa, Arthropoda, Insecta, Diptera, Drosophilidae. Gene Ontology annotation, molecular function: serine-type endopeptidase inhibitor activity.
AGCAGCCUCUAAAGCCGCUCGGCGAUCGCCGAGAUUUCAGUUCACAUUCCGACGAGCUCCGAGAAGUCUCAAGUGCGAAUCAAGCGGAGCAGGAGACGCCCAUCAACAAUUUAUGUGACGACCAUGGCUGUCAUCAUCAGCUGCCUAUUACUUCUCCUAGCGUCAGUGGCGCAGUCCAAGACCUUGGGCUACGAUGCCGCUGCCGAUCGCAAUUUGCUGGCCGCCGAUCUGUACAACGCCGUGGGCGCAGAUCACCUGAACGAGAACCUGGUCAUCUCGCCGGCCACCAUCCAGAGCUCCAUGGCGCUGGCCUUCGUGGGGGCCAAGGGUCAGACGGCGUCGGAGCUGCAGCAGGGCCUGCGGCUCGGGCCCGGGGAUGCGGAUGCGGUGAGCCAGCGCAGCGGCAGCUACCAGCAGUCCCUGACCCGCGACAACAACUUCCGCCUGGCCAACAACAUCUACAUCAACGAGAACCUGGAGUACAAGGGCUCCUUCCGGGACGUGGCCCGGCGGCAGUUCGACUCGAACAUCGACAAGCUGGACUUCCACCCGCCGUACAACAAGCGCACUGCGGACGGCAUCAACCGGGAGGUGGCCACCAAGACCAACGGCAAGAUCACAGACAUCCUGCGCUCCGAGCUGCUCAAUGAUCGCACCGAGGGCGUGAUUGUCAAUGGCGUCACCUACUCCGCCGCCUGGCAGAAGUCCUUCAAGCUGGACAAGACCGAGAAGCGAUCCUUCCGCACCGGCAACGGGCAGUCCGUCAAGGUGGACACCAUGUGGACGCUGCAGAACUUCAACUACGCCGAGGUCAACUCCCUAGACGCCAAGGUCGUGGAGCUGCCCUACCAGAACGCCGACUUCUCCAUGCUGCUGCUGCUGCCCAAUCGCAAGGAUGGACUGAGAUCCCUGCAGCAGUCGCUGUCCGGCAAGGAUCUGCUGGCCGAGAUCGGGGCCAUGAGCCAGCACAAGGUGGAGGUGCAGCUGCCCAAGUUCAGCGUCACCUUUGGUGUGAGCUUGGAGGGAGCCUUCAAGAAGCUGGGUGUCCACACUAUGUUCUCGAGGGACGGAGACUUCAGCAACAUGUACCGCAUGUUCGUGAGCCAUUUUAUCAACGCAGUGGAGCACAAGGCCAAUGUGGAGGUUACGGAAGCGGGACUCGAGCAGCCCCUGGAAACCGGAUUGCUGAAGGGCCUCUUCUCCCGCACCAAGAAGUUCGAGGCGGAUCACCCGUUUGUGUUUGCCAUCAAGUACAAGGACUCGAUCGCCUUCAUUGGACACAUCGCCAACUACGCCUACGUCUGAGCUCGACCAGGGAAACAGGGUUUAUUAUUCAGUUGAUAAUUUUGUUUAUAACAGUGAAAUACUCCCCUAAUUUGAAGCAAAAUAAAUGCUCAAUGCAA